AGUGCGGCUGCUUUGUUGGCCGGCGUUGCUGCUCUCUCAGCCACCAGAAAGUGGUUAUCAGAGGACACCUCACUGGUCAUGUGCAAGGAGCACUGCUCGUCGUGCCUGCACAGCGCUCCACGGCCGGGCAGGGGGAACUCACUCUCUCCAAGGACAGCAAGAGGACAGGAACUGUACAUUUUGAUAGUACCAAAAUGAACAGCAGUAGCUGCAAUAUCACAGCCUAUGAACCAUUUUCACUUGUCCAGCUGUGUGUUUACAUCCCAGUUUUGGUUUUGGGCAUUGUGCUGAACGUGUUGGCGCUGUGGGUGUUCUGUUGCAAACUCGGCCAAUGGACAGAAACCAGAGUAUACAUGGUCAACCUGGCUGUGGCUGACUGCUUGCUGCUCUUCACCUUGCCAUUUAAAACUCUGUCCCAGUUCCAGCACCUGAAGGUGGAUGGCUGGUGCCUGGUUCUGGAAGGUGGCUAUUUCAUAAACCGCUUCAUGAGCAUUGGUAUCAUCACCAUCAUCGCCGCUGACAGGUACCUUGCAAUCAAGUACCCCUUGAGAUCCAAGGCACUUAGGUCGCCACUGAAGGCAGCUUUUGCCUCUGGAUUCCUUUGGAUGCUCAUCAUCUGUGAAACUUCCCUCAUUAAAAGAUUUGAGGACCGAAAAGAAGAUGAUUUUUGCUUUGAAAAGUCUUCCGCGACACCCUCGGUGAUCACGCUGUGUGCCAUAGUUACAGGGUUUUUCACACCGCUGCUCAUCUUGAGUUACUGCUCCAUACAAACCAUUGCAGAGCUCAGGAGAAAGAGGAACGAGAAUUGUCACAGUGAAAAGCUGACCAGGAAAGCUGUCUACAUUGUGUCUGCAAACAUGGCUGUGUUCAUCAUAUGCUUUUUACCUCUUUACCUCGGGCAUCUCCUCCGCUUCAUCGUGGACUCCCUCAGCGCUGACUGCUCGGCCAUACAGAGCAUUAACAACUUCGUUCACUUCGCCUCCAUCCUCGCCAACACAAACUGCUGCCUGGAUGCCAUUUGUUACUACUUUGUCAACAAGGAAUUUAAGGAAGCAUCUCCCAAGCUAGCAAAGCCCAAAUCUGAGGGCAGCGAAGAAGCUGAAAUUCAGCUCCCACAAGUAACCCAUUAAUGCCAAACACACACAGCACACAUUUUAUGUUUGCUGUGUUCAACUGGGACACACUGGCAGGGGUUCCCACUUGCCUUUUGUAAGUAGUGGGAUGGAGGGACAUUCUACUAAUGGAAACAUUCAGAUACAUGAUUCAGCUCUGAAUCAGAUAACCACAGCACCCCAGAUCCUGAUCUAGUGAUCUAGAUUGCCAGUGGCAAUUUUCUGCGUUAACACAAAUUUGCAUAAAACGAUCGAUUUCCCCUGCCAAAAAUCCCCUGUUUUUCAUUUUCCCAUGAAAACCAAAAGAAGCACAGGCAGUGGUAAAGGAUUGGGUUUUGUCUCUCAUCCCCACCUUGGAUCAGUGUUUGUGCAGCUGUGACAAAGAAAUAGACUAUUCCAAAUAUCAACAAAUUUAAAAAAAUAUCAGAGUGAAACCAUGCAGAGAAAGAAAAGGUGGUGUUUCUAUAAGUCACAAACAUACUGGUUUUUAGUUGCUAAUAAUGCACAAUCCCAUAACAGGCAUAUUUAGCUUGCUUUAAAGAACUUUACACCAAAGUAACAGCUACAGAAUGGUCACCAUUACAAUACAAGGUCAGAAGAAAUUGCAAUUGCUGGUGCUGGGGAAAAACUUUACAUCAAAAAAGUUUGAGUCAAAUGGCAUUAAAAUUAAAUAAAAGAGUUGGUGCAGGGUAGUGGGAACAAGGAUUUUGUAUUAGGACUCUAUUCAACCUUAUAAUAAAAAGGAUUGUCUAAAGAAAGUGGUAGCAAAGCUGUUCCAAAGAAAUCAAUCUAAAUAAAGUUGUGUCACUAGCAUAGAAUUCAGUUUCUAAAUGAGUUAAAUGGAAAAGCUGGGAGAUGGUGUGAGAGAGGGCCUGCUGUGCUGUGUGUCCAGGAGGGACAGCUCCCCGUUGUGCAAGCCAGGGGCACUGGGUAUGAGCUCCAGCUGGGACUGGGAUUUUCUAAGGCACAGCAGAGCGUCCCACCCCGGUGAUUUUACUGCAAACACCUAAGAAGGUAAAACCACUCAGCAGCUUCAGACCACACGGCCUGAGCUGGGCUGUACCACACACACCUGCGCUCACACCUCCUCUCACACCUCCCAGCCCCAGGCUGCGCUGCUGUAUUUGUUUUGGUUUAGGGCAAAUUUGGGAGGAAACUUCCGAAGGGGUUUUUCUAGAA
Messenger RNA from Prinia subflava (tawny-flanked prinia), 2291 nucleotides. RefSeq names its product G-protein coupled receptor 35-like. The record is from RefSeq and is a predicted model, not a curated record. Gene Ontology annotation, cellular component: plasma membrane. Bases 195 to 1130 code for a protein of 311 amino acids. Gene Ontology annotation, biological process: chemokine-mediated signaling pathway; phospholipase C-activating G protein-coupled receptor signaling pathway; positive regulation of Rho protein signal transduction. The transcript is spliced from 2 exons. NCBI's taxonomy places the organism in Eukaryota, Metazoa, Chordata, Aves, Passeriformes, Cisticolidae. Gene Ontology annotation, molecular function: chemokine receptor activity.